Molecule: messenger RNA, 1944 nt
Organism: Alternaria arborescens
Lineage: Eukaryota; Fungi; Ascomycota; Dothideomycetes; Pleosporales; Pleosporaceae
Exons: 3
Coding region: 1-1944 (647 amino acids)
Biological process (GO): DNA-templated transcription
Cellular component (GO): nucleus
Molecular function (GO): zinc ion binding; DNA binding
Source: RefSeq, a predicted model, not a curated record
AUGAUACCUCCUCAUACCCCCCAAGAUUCUCGAGCACCUUCCAGGGGAUACGGUCCGCUAUCUAACAGUGAGCCUGUUGUACCAGGGUGUCCACCAGGUCUGCUAUGGUUAUUUUCACCACAGCUACCACCGAGAAUCAAGCUUCAUGCGUUGUUAGAUGCGUACUUCAACAACGUUCACCCCAUUCGCGUUUUCGCGUUCGAGCACAAGCCGUCAUUCAUUCGGAUGCUAGAUGAAGGUCAGCUCGUGGAUGCGUCCGAUCAAGCCCUCCUACACAUUAUGUGUGCGUUAGGUGCUCGGUUCUACGCACUCGACUACAGUGAGUCGUUCUCGCCCUUGACAAAAGAUCUGAUCCAGUCAGCGGGAAGCCAGUGGGCGAAGUCUGCGGAGGAGAUGUUCUUCGCUGAUUACAGCACCAUCUCCAUCACAAAGCUCAAGGUCUUGGUCUUACUUCAUGACCAAGAAGCCCGUAAUGGCAACUAUGCGGGCUCUUUCCUUCUUACUGGCCUUGUCAUACGCAUGGCGCACGCUCUGCAACUCAAUAAUGAGGUAUCACCAGACGUCCUUUGUAAGGAGUUAGGAGGAAGUCCAAACGAAGUAUCUGUAAGGGAGUCUCGUAGAAGGCUCAUGUGGGCGUGUUAUAUGAUCGAUGUCUGGGCUGGUAGUGGUGUCGACCACCUCACUAUACUCAAUGAAAGAGACCUCAAGAUCCAGCUUCCUUGCAACGAGCGUCAAUUCUCACUACAAAUACCGUGUGUCACGGAGCGGCUUGAGAGAGGUACACUACUGGAAUUCAUGCCUCCAGAGGACAUACCAGAGAAACCGGCGGACAACCUGGGUAUGGCUGCGUACUAUGUACGUAUCGUGAGCAUUUGGCGGCGGGUCCUACGAUUCGUAAAGCACAUGGACGAAGAGCAACCGCCUUGGCUCCCUGGGUCCGGAUUUGCCGUUCUCAUCGAGGACAUACAAUCAUGGAAGCAAAGUCUGCCGUCCUGGUUAGACUUUUCCGCCGACAACAUCUACAUCCGACGUGAAACCCAUCAGCUAGGUGCACUCCUCCUCAUUCACUGCAUGUAUCAUCACGUUAUGUGCGACGUGCAUCGGAUUGCUCUCCCUGAUCUGUUUAAGAACCAAGAGCCAUUCGUUUUCCCCACUGAUCGGCAGGCAUUCGUCAGUCAUCUACAAGAUGUCUGCUUUGAGCAUGCGCAGCGUAUGUCGGUGUUGGUCUCACAUAUACUGCAGCACGGCGUCAAACACUUCGCAGACUCUAUUCUACCAUCGUUCGUCUACAACAGCAGUCGCAUCAUGCUCUACUAUAUCGCUCGGAUCUUGGAUGUAUCGAAGCCCGAUGCCGGAACUGUUAUUGGUCGUACAGUCGAGCUAGUGCAGUACAAUAACCAGGCGCUGCGGGAAAUGGCGUUCAUGUAUCCGCUUGCUGAAUCGUUAUGUAUCACAUCCGAGCGCUGGUUAGAGACCGUACGCGACAGUCUGGCUCGUGGCCACUCUGCUGACUACAUCGCGCCUCAGGAUCCGUCCGAGAACGAAGCGCGACGCAUUGUCGGCGCUCCCGCACCAACGGCAGGUACUCCUAGGCAACGAAACGCGGCCCUCUCGGUAAUUCCUCCAGUUGAAGAGAUACUUUCGGCAACUUCACCUUCAACGCUCAGGACAGCCACUACCCGUUAUCCCUUUUCGGCACCGACUACUGACCAGGGUUCAUCUGUAGUCACUUCAGGUCAGGUUAUGACUUCAGCGACUGAGAACGCGGUAGGGACUGUAUACUCCUCCCCCAAUGCGCCCACUGCUUUUGAGCAGCCCAUGUUCAACCUCGACGACUUACAGAAUUUCUUUGGGUGGGAAGCAAGUGAUGAUGAGAAUGCACAGUCGACCGGAUUUGAGGGAUUUGGUCCUCUAGGUUGGGCAAAUAAUUUCUCUAUUAUGUGA